AUGGAAACCGGUUCGGCAAAGAGCCGCACUCUCGACCACCACCUGCUCGACGCGAUUCACGGCAGCGAAGGUGGCUAUAACGUGGAUGGCGCAGAUUCGUUCUACGCGCGCAUGGCGGAGCAGGACGCGCAAGCUCCGCGGAUGGGGGAGAGCGGUGGGCGUCGGGGAACGGAGGACGUCUCGAGCCUCAUUGAGGACGAGGAGGAGGAGGAGGGGGAGGAGGAGGAGGAGGAGGAGGAGGAGGAGGAGGAGGAGGAGGAGGAGGAGGAGGAGGAGGAGGAGGAGGAGGAGGAGGAGGAUGGGGUGGGGCGGUGCACGUGCCCCCGGUGUGCCGCGGCUGGCGACGGGGCAUGGCCGGGGCGGGGUCGGGGCCGCAAGUGGGCGGGGCCGCAGGUGGCAUCGGGGCCGAAGUGGGCGACGGGGCCGCAGGUGGCGACGGGGCCGCAGGUGACGACGGGGCUGGGGCCGCAAGGAGGCGACGGGGCCGGGGCCGCAGUUAGGUGA
This is a messenger RNA of Closterium sp. NIES-65, 504 nucleotides long. The record is from the annotation of a GenBank genome assembly. Lineage: Eukaryota; Viridiplantae; Streptophyta; Zygnematophyceae; Desmidiales; Closteriaceae.